Molecule: messenger RNA, 1527 nt
Organism: Capsella rubella
Lineage: Eukaryota; Viridiplantae; Streptophyta; Magnoliopsida; Brassicales; Brassicaceae
Exons: 5
Coding region: 1-1527 (508 amino acids)
Biological process (GO): proteolysis
Molecular function (GO): cysteine-type peptidase activity
Source: RefSeq, a predicted model, not a curated record
AUGGUUGAUAAUGUCAAGUGCUUGAAUCCUAGAGGUAGUUCGUACACCUUUGGUGGGCCGGUUUACGUGUUACAAGCUUGGGCAUAUGAUUCUAUCAAAUGCUUAGGAGAACGAUUCGGGAAUUUAGUCGAGAAUGAAGAGAUCACGUUGUUUCGAUGGCCUGGGACCCGUACACGUUCAGCAUUAGAUGUGGCCAUUGCUGAAGAUAUCAAAAAGUAUAGUGAGCUGCGUGUGAGUACAAUGGUGAUGAAGGGUGAUGUAAGUGUGCUUUUUCAUACGUGGCCAAAUCAGACAGAAGAAUACCCAGAACUUGUCAACUUGGUCAAUGACAUACAUGAGGAAAAGCUUGUUAAAGGUUUUUGGGAUGUGAAAGUGAAUGAGGACAAGAAGAAAGCUGGAAAAGUUAGAGCAGCGGUUGAGUCUGAAUCUCCCGCUAAGAAGCAGAAAGUUGAGACCAUGAAAUCAAAGGUUGAGACCUUUGAUGAUAAGUUCACACAUGUUGAUGAAGAAUUCAUCAAGAUGAAAGGCCUAAUUUCCUUCGUUGCCAGAGGUGGAGGCCUAGCUGGUCUCAUGAGUGGAGAACUUGCUGAAGAUGUUGGUAAGAUUCCUGUUGUGAAAUUCAAAUUCCCACAUGAAAAGAGUCAGGGUAAGAAGGUUGUGGUUGACGACAACAAAGGGGACAACAAAGCUUGUGACAGUGAUCUAGAGGAUAUCACUGACAAUAAUCCUUUCGAGAACUUCAACGUCUUACCUGAAUCUGAUGUUGAUGAGGAAGAAAGGAUUAGGAAUGAAAGGAUUAAGGAAUUAAGGACAGCAAAUGUGAAGUUUGCUAAAGAUGGGAGUGCAUUGGAGCCACAGCCAAAAACUCAUGUUUUUCCUUUUAUUGGAGAGAACGGGCUUACAUGCAUGAGGAAGAACUGUGUACCCUCUGUUGCAAUAUAUGAUCCUUUCGCCCCUGUUGAUCCGGCCAGAUUGGAGAGAUUAUUGGAUCACUUAAGUCCAUACAAGGCUAUCCCAUAUGGCAAGUCAGCCCCUGAAAUUGAAUUGUUCAAGAGACUCAUCACUGCUUUACUCGUUCAUGAGUAUAAUAAAGCAUUCAAGGAAAGACCACAAAGGUUUAAAGUCGAUGGUGGACCUUAUGAGCGGGUUAUUAACGGGAAAAUGCUUGUAGAUCAGCCCACUGAUCUGAACAUUGUGGGUCAGGUAACACCUGAAAGUGAACAAAAUAUCAUGAAGUCUGUUAAGCCGUUUGCGCAGAUGCUUCCAGCAAUGCUAAACGCAUUAGUCCCUGCUGAAAUCCGUCAACAAAGUAAGGCGAUGUUUUCCUUCAGAAGGAAGAGUAUAUCCAAGGUCCCUCAAAACCUAAAUCCUGGGGACUGUGGCGUGUACUCUCUCAAAUUUGUGGAAUGCCUAGCACUCGGUGUUAGUUUCGAUGGCCUCUGUGAUGAAAAUAUCCAAGGUAUACGGCUGAAGAUGGCAGCAGACAUUUUCGAUGAGGCACCGGAUUACCUCAACCAGUUUCAGUAA